AUGGCCACCCUAAAAGAGAAGAGAACUUGUGGGCAGCGAUGUGAAGACUUUGGCCAUUUUGUCUGGAACUCCGACAAUGGGACAUUGAUGGGGAGAACGCCAGAGAAAUGGGUGUACAUCAGUCUGUAUUAUGUGGCCUUCUACGUGGUGAUGACAGGUCUCUUUUCUCUGGCCAUCUGGACGCUCAUGUACACCUUGGAUCCGUACGCCCCUGACUAUCAAGACCGGCUAAAAUCUCCAGGGGUGAUGGUGUGGCCCGACACUUAUGGAGAGGAAGUUGUUGAAAUCUCCUACAACACAUCAGACAAGGCCAGCUGGAUGAAGAUGACCAACAUCCUACAUAAGUUCCUGGAGCCCUACAAUGACACCAAGCAGCUUGAAUGUAACAACUAUAACUGCACUAAGGGAAAGUACUUCAUCCAGAACACCUUCUCUGCCCCUCACCACACCAAGUGGGCAUGUCCCUUCAUGCAAAGCAUGCUGGGAGCCUGCUCAGGAUUUGAGGAUCCAACCUUUGGCUACAACAGCACCAUGCCUUGCGUCAUCAUUAAGAUGAACAGGAUCAUUGGGUUUUUGCCUUCUAAUCACACUGACCUUCCCCCAUAUGUCAACUGCACUGUACUGGAAGGAGAGGACAAUGUGGCCAAUGUCGAGUAUUUUCCUGAGAGGGGACUUCUGGAUCUCUCUUACUUCCCAUAUUACGGAAAUCUGGCACAGCCUACCUACGUCAACCCGUUGGUGGCUGUUCGGUUCAGCCUGGUCAAAGAGAAGCACGCCAAGAUCCAGUGCAGAGUGGUCUCCGACAAGAUCAGCUACGAAAACUUCCAUGACCCCUAUGAGGGAAAAGUCAUCUUCUACCUCAAAGCAGUGAAAUGAGCAACAGAACAGAGCCUAAAGAUUUCCUAUAGUCAUGUAACAACUCACCUGUCAGUAUCAAAGACAGAGCAGGUGUCUACAGAUCAUUUGUGAUUAUUACUUAACAACCUGUAAACAAACUUAACCGAACAGCGUAGGCCCACUUGUAAAUCUCUGUGCUGUGUGGUGCUUUUGUUUAAACUUGAUUUAUCAUGCUUUGAGUGAUUCAUGACCUUCUUUAUCAUGUGAUUUGUAGGUUUAACCAUGAUAUGUAAUCUAAAUCUAUUGUUAUCCAUCUUAAUAUUGUUGUCUAUUGUUAUGUAACCCGGUGCACUCAAACAAACUUAACCUUUGUCUGCAUGUCUCCUCUCCUCUCCUCAUACUCAAGAAAGAAAACACAAAACUCUGAGGAUGUCGGACGGAAACAAACUACUAGAUUCUUGUAAGGUCUUUCUAAAUAAAAACUCAUGCCAGUUGA
This is a messenger RNA of Micropterus dolomieu (smallmouth bass), 1333 nucleotides long. RefSeq names its product potassium-transporting ATPase subunit beta-like. Bases 1 to 876 code for a protein of 291 amino acids. Gene Ontology annotation, biological process: intracellular sodium ion homeostasis; intracellular potassium ion homeostasis; potassium ion import across plasma membrane. The record is from RefSeq and is a predicted model, not a curated record. Gene Ontology annotation, cellular component: sodium:potassium-exchanging ATPase complex. The transcript is spliced from 6 exons. Gene Ontology annotation, molecular function: ATPase activator activity. Lineage: Eukaryota; Metazoa; Chordata; Actinopteri; Centrarchiformes; Centrarchidae.